Thlaspi arvense is the source of this 1578-nucleotide messenger RNA. The record is from the annotation of a GenBank genome assembly. NCBI's taxonomy places the organism in Eukaryota, Viridiplantae, Streptophyta, Magnoliopsida, Brassicales, Brassicaceae.
ACUUUAAAACCAGAUAUGGCAAAUAGAAUUGAAUAUCUAACUCCACAAAUGAGUGGAAAUCCAAUGGAUUCUGGUGAUAAGGAAAGGAACAGGUUUUCUUAUGAAUUGAAAAUGUUGGAACAUUCCCAUUCAAAUCUUGUGACCGUAAAUCAAUGGUCCCUCCUCGACCAAGACUUAAUGUCUCUUGGAAAACCACUAAAGAUUUGGGUAUGGCUUGGGAGGACAUCCAUUUUUAGUGGUUCUGAACACAAUCAACUCGAAUGGAAGGUCCCACUUUAUUUCUGCUACGCCACGCCGGAAACCUUACAGCCUCUUUGGAUCUUUCACAAGCAACUGACGGAUCAAGUAAGACGGUUUUCUGGCGAACUCGGGUUCCUUCAUCAACACGUUACGACAGAGACUCCUGUUUCUUUGCCUCAACUCUUGAACGGAGUCUCUCCAGAGACGAUGACAACCGUCGGAUACAACAUCCCUCUGGAUCUGAUGGUCGAGAUCCUGCUGAGAUUGCCGGCGAAAUCUCUCGACAGAUUCAGAUUUGUGUCGAAGACAUGGUGUUCCGUCAUCCGUAGCCGACAAUUCGCCGACGCUUUCAUGUCUCUGUCUCUGUCUCGACCUCGUCUCCUCCUUAGUGUCAAUAACGAAGGGGACGAUCAAUUGAUGUUCUUCUGCUCACCUCAUCAAAGUUCGUCUUUUUCAUCAUCAUCGUCAAUGGUAACCGCGAAAAGCAACACUUUGACGAUUCCGAAAGUCAGAUCUGACGACUGCAUGUUCCAGAGUAAUUCUGUCCGUGGCUUCGUAUGUUGUUCCCUCCGGUGUCGUUUCGCGGUGUGUAAUCCAAACACAGGACAAGUCGUAGUCUUGCCCGAAGACUAUAAUCCGAUUUCUCAAAGUAAAGCACUUUACAUGUACUUGGGAUACGACCCAGUCAAGGACCAGUACAAGGUGUUGCGCCUGAAGAUGAAGACUUGCUCUGAUAAAGCUAUUUCACAUAGCGUAUGCACGUUGGGAGGUCAACUGUCUUCUUCCUCAUGGAGACGCAUCGAAAGUAAUAUCUCUUAUUAUUAUUGUGAAUACAAUGGGGUAUGCAUCGAUGGGGUUGUCUAUUACGAAGCUAGCUUGGAGCCAUGUGGUAACUAUGUGGUAGUGAGUAGUUUUGAUGUCGCGUCCGAGCAGCUUCGUCUCAUCAAAACACCUGAAAAGAUGGUAGCCUACCUGACAAACUACCUGGGGAAGUUAGCUGCGUAUGAUUACUCUAAAGAUGAUCGUAUAGUUUUGUGGGUUCUUGAUGAUGUUGAGAAUCAAGUUUGGUCCAAAAAGACUCUGGUCUUUUCUUCUUUUACCCAUUCGUUGUUCUUGAAACGAGGCCUGAACUUUGCGGGGAUGAGUGCUGCUGGAGAGAUCGUCUAUUGUCCACGGCGGUAUUCUGAUCCUAUGGAGCUUCUCAGUUACGAUGUAGAGAAGAAGGUGGAAAGAAGAGUUAGACUUGUAGUAGGAGGCAUUGGUGAUAGUUGUGAUGGCGCUUGUUUUACCUAUGCCUCUGUCUCAUGCUGCUUUGUGGACAAUAUUAUCUAUUUGUAG